Rhipicephalus sanguineus (brown dog tick) is the source of this 1406-nucleotide messenger RNA. Its product is annotated as neprilysin-1. NCBI's taxonomy places the organism in Eukaryota, Metazoa, Arthropoda, Arachnida, Ixodida, Ixodidae. Gene Ontology annotation, molecular function: metalloendopeptidase activity. Gene Ontology annotation, cellular component: plasma membrane. The record is from RefSeq and is a predicted model, not a curated record. Gene Ontology annotation, biological process: protein processing.
GAGGAACGGCGCAGUGUCGUCGAGCACUUAGAAGGCGUCGUGCAGGUGGCUGUGCACAAAACAAAUGCCAUGCUCAUGGCUCGACUCGAAGAUCAAGAGCGUAGCCGUGGAGAAGCUCAGCAACGUGAAGACAGUCGUGUGGCCCUCGGAGAAGUUUCUCACACCGAGUCGGCUCGAGGAAGUAUACAAACAUUUCCCCGACAACGCUUCGUCAUUUACCGAGUUCUGGAUCGAGACGCGUCGCAGUCAGCGUCUGCUGUUUGGCACUGAUGCGGCCACCGAGGAGCUGCUACUCGGUCACAACAAUCAUUUGCCGUACGUGGAGUACGUGGAGGUUCUCAACCGCCUCUCCCUCUCCAUCGGAGCACUGGCACCACCACUUUACUAUUCGGACGGCACCAAGGCUAUGCUGUACGGCGGCGUCCUGUACCUGUAUGCUCGGGCACUCAUCGGUGCCAUUGAAAACGAGGGAGUCAAGGUGAACUCCGAAGGCGAUACAGUGACGUCAUGGGCGAGUGACAAGGUGCUGGAGACUUUCGAGCAGCGAAUUCUGGGCUGUCUGCCUGGAAAUGCCAGCAUCUUUCCCGAGGUCCCAGCAAUUGAAGUGGCCUACGAAUCUUUCAAGCGGCACCAGGAAGACAACGAUACCCAACUAUCAGAGGAGUUAACCGAGGAGAAGGUCUUCUUUAUUACUGCCUGCCUCUCAACUUGCGCCAAGACGCCCGCUGACAACCUCUACGGUGGGGACUGUAACAAGGCGAUGAUGAACUUCGCUCCGUUUGCACAAGCCUUCGGUUGUCCAGUGGGCUCAAAGAUGAACCCGCCUACCAAAUGCUCAUUUUACGAUUGAAAUUGCGAUACUCUCACUUAAGACAUAAAUCUGACGGCGCGAUUUUCUUACCACGACGCUGACACUUAUUUUGUUCAAACUUCGUCCGUGGCGAACGACGUGCUCGACAUUUUAGUGGUUUCAACUUUUGUAGACUGCCUUGUUUAUUCUUUGUAUGUACUGCUCGUUUGCUUUUCCUGUAUUGAUUAACUUUUUGUUUCGCCCUUGACGAUGUCGAAGUAGAGGUUCUAAACAGUUGUGAUGCUAUUCCCAAUGUAACGUUUUUUUUAAUGCAGGGCUCACGGGUUUCGCUUUUGGUAAUGUGCUUUCGCAUGUCACUUUUCAAGUUAUCUGCACCGUUGUCAAGAAUAAUUUUGUUCUUCUUUGUACAAACCACCGAGCGAGCCAGUGGCGGAAAUUGCAUUGCUAUAGAGGAUGUAAUGAGUAUAAAGCAAACGAUUGCAGACAUUGUAAGACGAAACAGCACUAGUGCAAAAUCAUUGAGCAUUUAUCGAAAAUUUGUAUGGGGAAAUAGAGCGAAGCGGGUAAUGCGCUCAAGUGCGGAGCAAGUCGGACC